Messenger RNA from Alosa sapidissima (American shad), 1763 nucleotides. Its product is annotated as transmembrane protein 252-like. The transcript is spliced from 2 exons. The record is from RefSeq and is a predicted model, not a curated record. The coding region runs from base 247 to 786 and encodes 179 amino acids. Lineage: Eukaryota; Metazoa; Chordata; Actinopteri; Clupeiformes; Clupeidae.
AAGCCUGGCAUACCGACAUCACCAUUAUAGGCAAGGAAGAAUCGCUUUACCGCACAGACCACAGUCUACCGCCAGACUGUCCAAAUCUUUUUAUUGAGGAAUCAUAUGUAUCAAUACAUAUUGCAUUUUUCCAAACAUCUUCAGUCUACUAGUCAUCUUCAAUCUACCACCAGACCAACCGCAGCUCAUCCACUGAGUCCAGUCAACUGAAUUCCACAGUGUCCACUACAUUUUGCCGACACCACCAUGAUGGACAAAAGCAAACACUUGGGGACAGCGCUCCGUCUGGUCCUCCUCUUCUUCGGCUUCAGUUUCAUCUGCCUGGGGGCUUACGUGAAAUCUCUGGACCCCGGCAGCGAUACCUCGGUGAAGGCCAUCUUUGCGUACAUACUGGUAGUGUGCGGAUUCCUGCUGCUUCUGAUAGGCGCCUCCUGGUCCAUCAUCUACGGCAUGAGGACCAACCUGUACAGGCGGGGAGGAAGCAGCAGACCAAGCAGCCAGGUGUAUGUCUACACAGUGGACAGGCCAAGCUUUUACCCUCCUUCGUAUGAGGAGUCACAGUCCAGAUCCCACAUGGUCAUCCCCAUGGACCGGGUAUAUUUGAGCAUAGCUCCCCCACUGUACACCCCCACCUGCUUGGAGGUGGUCAACGAGGACUUCAGUCACGAACUGCCCCCCUCCUACCAUCGGGCCUUGAGCCAGAACCUUCAGAUCCCAGACGAGCCGCCCUGGGAGGCCAGGCCUCACCGACACAACGAUGACGAUGACGGCGCAGUGAACCAAUAAAAUCUUGCCACGCGACACACCUCUCAGAAGUCAGAGGUCAGAGGUCAACGUUCACUGUGCUGGUGAGCAGCAUGUGAUGCGCCAAACUCCCUAUACGACACGGACGCGAUGUGAAUGGAGGGAGCUUGUGUCUCUCAGACGGACAAAGCGCGGGUCAGCCACGGUGUCAGGGACGUUGCGUUUGGGCCUCAGUGACAUGGUGACACAAUAGCAUGGAACGCACCACUGUGUGUAUUGGUCAGGUGUUUUGGAUGUGAGACAGACCCAUCUGCAGCUGGUGUAUACCGAGGAGAUGAAGUGAGAUCAAGCACAGAAGCACUCGGAGCUCACUGUUUACUCUCAGAUAACUGUUUACACUGGCGGCGAUCUGGAACACCAGCCCUGAAGCAGCCUCGGAAACCUAAAGAGACUGCUCAGUGGUCAGUGAACAUUUCGUGGUCAAGGUCCAUUAUGUAUGUAUCAUCAUUCUGUGUAAGAAUUCUGUAAGUAAUGCUCAGUUAGGCAUUGUAGCCUAUUGCAUGGACAGCUACAGGGUGCCAGCAGCUGUGUAACAAGGAGGUCUGCAGAUGGGGGGGGGGGGGGGGGGGGUCUAAUUUUUUUUUUGCACUGAGACUGUGAUGUAGGAGCAAUCAGGACUACUUCAGACUGAUUUUAAAGGACUACGAAAGUUGUUUUGCUGCACUAAAAUCCUUUACACCUGAUAUGUUACACAUGAGAAACUGCCCAUGCUUUCCAAAGCAUCUGUGACUGUACUUCAGAUAUUAAGGCAGAUUGUUCUUAGGAUAUGUGCACAAAACUGACCAAAUGAACUAUGAACCAUAACAUGAAUAUGCAACACUGUUGCUUAUUGGAUUUGUGAACUGCAAAAUGCAAUGUUGCAUCAUUUAGUUACUGCAAUGGAAAUUUGUUUUUGUUCAGUGUCAUGUGCUUUUGAGUUUGUACAAAACCUGAGCAAUAAACGGCAAAUCUAUUUCCUA